AUGGGACAGACCAUCACCAACCCCUUGAGCCUCACGCUUGACCACUGGUCAGACGUGAAAGCACGAGCCAACAACGAGGGAGUUGUAAUCAAGAAGAACAAAUGGAUCACCCUUUGCGAGGCCGAAUGGGUCAUGAUGAAUACCCCUGUUCUUCCCCCGGACCCCAAUUCACCUCUUAUUGACCUCCUGACAGAGGACCCACCACCAUACCCGGGGAAUCGGGGACAAGGGGGACCGGCGGCCCCUGCGGCGGCACCGGAGGGACCGGCAGACCCCACGGCGGUGCUAGAACCGCUGGCGGCCCCCGAACAUCCUCUACAGACAGAGCGAGAGGAUGAGGCUCCGGCCACCUCCCCAAUUGCCGGUCGCCUACGAGGCAAGCAUGAUGAACCAGCCAAAGAAUCCAGAGUCUUCCCCCUCCGGGAGGGCCGUAAUCACCAGCUUCAAUACUGACCAUUUUCAGCCUCUGACCUUUACAACUGGAAGCAGCACAAACCCCCUUUCUCUAGGGACCCUGUUGCCUUGACUAACCUGAUUGAGUCCAUUUUAGUGACCCACCAGCCCACAUGGGACGACUGUCAGCAGUUGCUGCAGACCCUCCUAACAGUGGAGGAAAAGCAGCAAGUCUUCUUAGAGGCUCGGAAGCAGGUUCCUGGUGACGAUGGAAGACCCACCCAAUUGCCUAAUGUUAUCGAUGCAGCCUUUCCCCUCACCCGCCCGAACUGGGACUUCACGACCCCAGAAGGUAGGGAGCACCUACAUCUUUAUCGCCAGUUGCUCUUAGCGGGUCUCCGGGGGGCUGCUAGGUGCCCCACCAAUUUGGCUCAGGUUAGGAGUACGGUCCAGGGAAAGGAUGAGACGCCAGCAGCAUUCCUGGAAAGACUCAAAGAGGCCUAUCGGAUGUAUACCCUGUACGAUCCGGAAGAUCCAGGUCAGGCACCGAGCGUCAUCUUGUCCUUCAUCUAUCAAUCAAGCCCAGAUAUAAGGGCCAAGUUACAGAGACUAGAGGGAUUAUAUUCGUUCAGUUUGUCAGAUAUAUUAAGGGAGGCAGAGAAAGUGUUCAAUAAGAGGGAGACUCCCGACGAGUGGGAGGAUAGGAUGUGGCAGAAGCAGGAAGAAAGAGAAAAAAAAGUCAUAGAGAAAUAA
This is a messenger RNA of Onychomys torridus (southern grasshopper mouse), 1146 nucleotides long. RefSeq lists its product as uncharacterized. NCBI's taxonomy places the organism in Eukaryota, Metazoa, Chordata, Mammalia, Rodentia, Cricetidae. The record is from RefSeq and is a predicted model, not a curated record. The transcript has 2 exons. Gene Ontology annotation, biological process: virion assembly.